This is a messenger RNA of Miscanthus lutarioriparius, 783 nucleotides long. Lineage: Eukaryota; Viridiplantae; Streptophyta; Magnoliopsida; Poales; Poaceae. The record is from the annotation of a GenBank genome assembly.
AUGGUUGUCACGGGGGAGCCCGGCGCGAUGGCGCGGUUGCGGCAGUGGGUGCUGGCCAACUUCUCCUCUUCGUGGUUCCUCCUGGCGCCGCGGCGGCUGUUCCUGACCUACUUUAGCGUCUUCCUCCGGCGCCACGCGCGGCGGGUCCUCACCGUCGUCGACCCCUACGUGAGCCUCGACAUCUCGGAGAAGCCAGCCGCCCCCGCGUGGUCCUUGAGGAACCAGCCCGCAGGCGCGCGCGACAGCACAACCUUCGAGGAGGUGAAGGCGUACCUCAGGGUCGCGUGCUCGCAGGACGCCAGCGAGCUCCGCGCCGAGGGCGCCGAGGAGGGCGACGGCCUCGUCAUCAGCAUGCGCGACGGCCAGGACGUGUCCGACGAGUUCCGGGGCGCCACGUUCAUGUGGUCGUCCGUGACGGACGAGGCGGAGGGGCAGCAGAACAGCAGCCGCCGGCGCGAGGUCCAGCGCCUCACGUUCCACAGACACCACCGCCGGCUCGUCAUCGACGAGUACCUGCCGCACGUCCGCCAGAGAGGCCGCGAGGUCCUCUUCGGCAACCGCCGCCGCAGGCUGUACAGCAACAACAGGAUCUCGCAGUUCUCGUGCUACGACGACGACAACGCGUGGAGCUUCGUCAACUUCGACCACCCGACGACGUUCGAGACGCUGGCCAUGGACCCGGCCAAGAAGAAGAAGAUCAUGGACGACCUCGACGCGUUCCGGAACAACAGGGACUUCUACCGGCGCACCGGCAAGCCAUGGAAACGAGGGUACCUGCUCUAA